Molecule: messenger RNA, 5212 nt
Organism: Cherax quadricarinatus
Lineage: Eukaryota; Metazoa; Arthropoda; Malacostraca; Decapoda; Parastacidae
Molecular function (GO): protein binding
Source: RefSeq, a predicted model, not a curated record
AGGGCAGUGUGGGUGGUGAGAGGUGGGCGGGCAGACCUACCCUGCGCGCCUACACCAAAGAUGACUGAGGACACGGCGCUCCUGGUGCUGUGGUACCGGUCCAGUGACACCCUCCCCGUGUACAGCUACGACGCUAGGGAGGGAGAGUUCACCUCAGGAGUUCGGUGGGCAGACGAGGGUCUGCUGGGCAGGCGAGCGUUCUUCAUGCCCACAGCGGAGCCGCCCACACUGACUCUGGAGCCCGUCCACGCCCGCGAUCAGGGCGUCUACACCUGCAGGGUCGACUAUCGCCUCUCUCCCUCCACUACCGCCUACGUCAACCUCACCGUCGUCAUUCCCUCGGGGCCACCGAUGAUCCUGUGGGGUGGGCAUGGUGCCGUGAGCGUAGUGGGCCCCCUUGUGGAGGGGGAACGAGCUCACCUCACCUGCAGGAGCAUUGGUGGGAGACCUCCUCCCCAGCUCACCUGGAUACGUCGAGGACAGAGACUAUCUCCCCUCAGUUACAACGCCACAGUCGACCCUUCCACAGGCAUGUACCAGGUGGAAGCUGCAGUGAGCAUCGUGGGCAGCCGCGAACUCUUGGGCAGCACCCUCUCCUGCCACGCCCGCACGCCCACGCACGCCCACGCCGACCUCCUGCAGCCCCAGACAGCCUCGGUCGUCGUCAACGUCACUCUAUCGCCGGUGGAAGUGCGGGUGGUGGGCGGUGGUGCGGGCGUGCGGGCGGGCACCAUCCUGCGUCUAGUGUGUCGGGCUGCGGGCUCCCACCCACCCGCCCACCUUACCUGGUGGCGCGCCCACGCUCGCCUCCCCCAUGUCACCCACGCUGUGGAGGCAGGAGGUAAUGUGACGACAGCGACUCUGACGAUGGAGGUAGACAGAAGUCACAACGGAGUCACGCUGGCGUGCACGGCAGCCAACCCAGCGCUGCCCAGAGCACACCAUCUUACUGACACUGUCAAGCUGAACGUUCUUUACCCCCCAAUCGUUCAUCUGUCCAUGGGUCGUCCACUGGACCCCGGAAGCAUCAAGGAGGGAGACGACGUGUACUUCGAGUGCAACAUCGUCUCUAACCCGGCCUACCAGCGGGUCGACUGGUACCACAAUGGUGUGUUGGUGGGCCACAACGUGACCUCCGGGGUGGUGGUCAGUGGGCUGAGUCUGGUGUUGCGACACCUGCGACGGGAACACUCCGGCUCCUACACCUGUGGUGCCGCUAACCCUGAGGGCUACAACACCAGCAAUGCCGUCACUCUCUCAGUCAGGCAUACACCUGUGUGUGCGGGUGAGAAGCGGGAGAGGACUCAGGGCGCCGCCCGUGGGUCGACAGCUGCUGUCAAGUGCACAGUAGAGGCGGAGCCAGCCCACGACCUCACCUGGACGUGGAUCAGGAAGCGGGCGGAUGGCACCGAGGAGGAGGUGCCUGGUGAGGACGUGAGGAGCGACGGCCUCACCUCCAGUGUCCUCCUCACGCCCAGUAACCCUGACGACUACGGGAGGUUCCUGUGUCGAGCCGCUAAUGCCGUCGGGCGGCAACGGGCGGCCUGUGUGGUGAACCUGGUGCCCGCUGGACCGCCUGAUACACCCACAAACUGUUCCGUGGCUCCUAUAGACUCCGCCGCCCACGCUCCCACCCACACCGCCUCCCUCUCCAUCACUUGCAUAGAGGGCUUCGAUGGAGGGCUUCCCCAACACUUCACACUGGAGACGUGGCAGGAUGGCAGCCCCACCUCCAACAUGACCAGUAUGUUCCCGGAGUGGGUGGUGAGCGGCUUGAAGGCCGGGGUGGGAGUGACGUUAAGGGUGGCCGCCCACAAUGCCCGCGGCAGGAGCGACGUCAUACGCCUGGAGGUGCACACAGCUAGUGCCCAACACCACGCUGCUCCAGACUCGGAAUGGGGGCUGUUGGGCGUGCCACCCCUGCUGGGAGUCCUGGUGGGCGUGGGUGGCAUGUUGCUGAUCCUGCUGGUGACGGGCGUGGUCAUAGCCAAAUACACCUGGCGCUCCCAGCCGCCCACGCACGUGCAUACACUCGUCAUGACACCCACCACGUCAAACCCCGAUGCCGACACCUACGAUCCUGACGUCGUCUCGGCCCUCCGUCGCCCCGCCGAUAAUCUGGACGUCCUUCCCCCGGCCAGUUACGCUCACAAGGCCGCGUCAGCGAAGUCGCACGCACACAGGCAGGCUGUGGUACGCACUCACGCCCAGGGGCAGGGCGGGGCACGCACACACGCCCAGAGCGUGACUAAGGCAUAUAUUAACAGACGAGGCAACGGGAACCGGUCGCUCACAAGGGGGUUCUGUCUCCACAGACAGGACAGUCCCUACCAUGACUCUGACAGCGAAGAAUCUGAGGACUCAGACUCAGAUUCUACCUUCACCGACCUGACGGCCGCAGGGCGAGCAGCUGCCUCACUACCACCUGCGGUUAUGUGCAGCAACUCCCUCCCGCGCAGAGCCAAGACAGAGUUUCACCAGUUAACGUCCUCCCCGCUGGACCUGCAGCUACAUUCAUGCCAGAGAUCACAGUUGGUAGCUGCCUCCAAUGGCAUCAUACAGAGAGUUCCUUGCUUCUCGAGGAAUCCUCGACGACCGCUGACAGAAUCCUCAGAGAAGCUGCGCCACAUAACGUCCUCCGCCGAAGAACUUCAUCCCCUCAUUUUCUCCGGAGAUUUCCGCCAGUUACUGUCCUCUGGGGAUCUGCGGCACUUAUCGUUUUCCGGCACGGAGCUGAGAAUGAUGAAUUCCACGGGAACGUGGCCGCCUCUCAGCUCUUCUUCCGGGGAGAUGAGACUUCCUUUGUCAUCCUCUGCAACGAUGCAGUCACUGGCCACUGAGGAACUGCGGAUUCUACCUUCAUCGUCAUCAUCCUCUCCCUGGGACACACAGACGAUGUCAUCUUUUAACCAGAUGCUGCCUUGUCGUCAGCAGUUACCAUCGCUGCCGCCGUGUUCAGGGGUGCAGUCACAAACCUGUCACGAAGAGCAACAGCAUCACCUGUCUUGUGAAGCGCUAUUUUCACAAUUGUCUCAAGAGAAGAUUCUACCUCAAAAAUUGCAUGAAGAGGUGCAACUCAGAACUCCUGGGUCAGAUCUGCAAUCACGAUCCUUUUAUUCAAAGCAUGAACAGCACUCGACGUUCUUAGAUCCGCAGACAAAUCCUUGCAACACAGAGUCUCAGCCACACCCACGGUACUCAGAGCUUCAGAAACCUCCGUUGUUUCCACAGACUCUACCAGCAACGUCUUCUUCAGAGUUCUGCACAUUGCCGAUUUGCUCAGAGCACCAGACGGCGAUGUCAUUUAUAAAGCCUCAGCCACAACCAUCAUGUCUAAAGCAAAAAUCAUUGCCGCCAUCUCUCUCUUACCAGGAGAUCGAACCCACAAUGUCACUUCUAGAACUGCAACCUCCUACACCCAAAGAAGAGUUACAACCGUUGCUGCCUCUGGUAGAACUCCAGCCACCUCCCUCCUUCAGAAGCCCACCAUCACCCAGAGAAUUCUGUACUGCUCUUAUCACCGAUUCUUGCAACCUAACUCCAGAGCUUCACGCGGGAGGGAUGCCGUCAUGCUCUUCAGUGACCUGCUAUUCUCCUGCCUCGAAUAAAACGGUAACAUCAGUCACUGCUCCUAAUGAUGCACAGUCACUGGAACACCCUUCUGAGUCGGAAACUUCAAUUUCUUCUAAUAAGAGUCAACACUCAUUACCUAAAUUCUCAUCGAUGCAAAAGCUCGUCAGAUUUUCUGAAGAAAAGUCCACAUUUUCUGAAGGGAAUCAUCCGUAUCCCUGUAAAAAUGAUAAACUAGGUUUCACGAAAAAUGUACCAGUUUCGAAUUUGAGACCAUUUACUGACAUAUUAAUGAAACCAGUUAAUUCUUCCCAUUCCAUCCAAGAUGCCCAAACACCGCAUAAAUCUAUAACUAACCAAAAAGCUAACUUUCACUCAUCUAAAGCAUCGAAGAGUAUUGGAAAACAAGUAUCGUUUAGCGACGAUGAAAACCUCCAAGAACCUGUUGCAGUUAGAGUUUCAGCAAAAUCUGGAGUGGAAAGAGGUGAAAAACGAUGCGCUCAAUUGUUUUCCAGUAUUGACUCUUCACUUCCAGCCCAGACGAAACCACAACCACCAGAGACAGCAUUUAUAAAGGAAGCAUCCUGUUCUCCAAGAAGAAGCAUAGAAGUAAACAAUUCUCCAAAGCAAACAACCGACUUACAACGUUUUCCAAAAGCUUCUGUGGCCUCUAGACUAGCAUCAGGGACACUUGAAAAGCAAAAAAGCCACCAAGAAGUCAAUACUCUGCCAUCUUGGGGAUCACCGAUAACUACGGAAGGAUCUCGUUUAUUACACAGGCCAGUUGAUCCUCUUGGAAAUACGCAAGGCGGAGUUAAACAGAACUUUUCGGAACGCAGUGUAGGGUCACUCAAGCCAGAAGCUGUUAUUAACAGUCCUAGGGUAUUAUUGAAACCAGCAGUUCUUGCCAAAGACAUCAAGCUCCUCGAUUACAGUAAAUAUGUUCUUGAGAUUUUAGAGAAACCUUGUGUGCCUGCCAGAACAGGAAGAGUACAGUGUCAAUGACAUGCUUUGUAGGUGGAAAGUGUGAGGGAUUAUCCCCUAGUACUAACGCCGACUUCCUGCAUUCCAUAAGUCAUCGACUUUCGAGCCUUCUGGACGUCAAGCGUCAUUGUGCGAAACAAGGCUCACGCACUCUCUUUCCUGUGGUUUGUGAUUUUGGUGAACUGAGCCGAGUUUUCCAAGUUUUUGCUGGUGCUUAUCAUGGUCCAUAUCCAGAGAGUCCGAGCCACGGUGCCUGGUUUUUUGGAUAGCAUGGGAGAAUCGCCAAACUGACAGCUAGUGCUCAUGCUACUAGUGUGCUACUCCCAAAGAAUCUCAUAUUUUGAGGAUAUAUUUUCGUUUUCCUAUUUAGACAAUACUGUAUAAAGUAAAUGCCUAAAUAUUUAAUGAACUACAAUAUGACUUUUUAUAACAAAUAACCAUUAGGAUAAUAUAUCAGCGAUUUACUAUUUUACAAACGUGAGUACAUACACACAUACACAAUAUAUAUAUAUAUAUAUAUAUAAUUUAUAAUUUUGAGAGCGACAUUACUCUCAGCUUAUUAAGGUUAUUCAACAUCAGAGUCACGAACAUUGUUCUUCAUUAAAGUCAUUCGUGUCUGAGCUGUAAACUUUCAUUUCCAGUGUUAAAGAGUAAAGAA